AUGUUGAAAUCAUCUUCAUCACCAAGGCUUGAUCGUCUUUUAUCGAAGCUUCAGGCUGCUGAGACUAUGCCUCGUGAUACUAGAAUUAUGCUCGAUGUUGCUGACAUCGCAUGGAUCUGUAACGAAGCAAUAAAAGCGUUGAAGGCCGAGCCAGUCCUUUUAAGCCUUCAAGCUCCUUUAACCAUCAUAGGAGACCUUCACGGACAGUUCUAUGACUUACUUAAAUUCAUCAAAAUGGGUGGAAAUCCAGGAACUACAAAUUAUCUAUUCAUGGGCGAUUACGUCGAUCGCGGUAAGAAUUCAGUAGAAACAUUCACAUACCUAUUAUGUUUAAAAGUCAAAUAUCCAAAUAACUUCUGGCUCUUAAGAGGUAAUCAUGAAACAAGAGAAAUUUCUCGCCUUUACGGUUUCUAUGAUGAGUGUGUAGCAAAUUACAGUCAAGACGUGUGGGCCAAGUUCACCGAUGUAUUUGAUUACUUGCCAAUCGCUGCUGUAAUCAGUGAAAGAAUAUUCUGUGUUCACGGCGGCCUUUCCCCCGAACUUCGUGAACUUAGUCAAAUAUCAAAGCUUACGAGACCAAUACGCAUUCCAGAAUCAGGUUUGCUUGCCGACCUACUAUGGGCUGAUCCGAGUAACGAACAUAACGGUUGGAGACCAUCAGAGAGAGGCACAUCAUAUUCAUACGGACCUGAUGUAGUUGACAAUUUCUUACAACGACAUGAUUUUGACCUCGUUUGCCGAGCUCAUCAAGUUGUUGACCGCGGAUACGAGUUCCCAUACAAUCCAAAACAGACAGUUCUUACUGUAUUCUCCGCACCAGACUAUUGCGAGGAGUUCAUGAACAAAGGAGCAAUGUUAAAGGUCGAUGAAGAAUUAAGAUGCACAUUCAGCUUCAUUGACCCUCCGAAAAAGCGUUCAUCUAAUGGGCCAAGACGUCCAUUGACACCAUACUACUAA
Messenger RNA from Trichomonas vaginalis G3, 957 nucleotides. RefSeq names its product protein phosphatase 2A family, catalytic domain family. Gene Ontology annotation, molecular function: protein serine/threonine phosphatase activity. Gene Ontology annotation, cellular component: nucleus; cytoplasm. NCBI's taxonomy places the organism in Eukaryota, Parabasalia, Trichomonadida, Trichomonadidae. Bases 1 to 957 code for a protein of 318 amino acids. The record is from RefSeq and is a predicted model, not a curated record. The transcript has a single exon.